This is a messenger RNA of Paramuricea clavata, 5091 nucleotides long. The record is from the annotation of a GenBank genome assembly. NCBI's taxonomy places the organism in Eukaryota, Metazoa, Cnidaria, Anthozoa, Malacalcyonacea, Plexauridae.
CGCUUCAAAAACCAACACGUACUAUUUCGUAAAUUGCUGAAAAAUGUACAGCAAGCAUACUACUACAAAACAUACACGUAGUAGUUCCAAGAUUACUUUACCUUGAUUCGCUCCUUUUUCAUCCACAAGUCAUCAUAUUUCAAUGUGUGAAUAAAUAUAAAUCAUAAAUUUUAACCCCUCUUUUAUAUCGCCAUAUUGGAUUGUCUCGUGACCAAAGGCAAAGCAGGACCAUAGUUGGCAGGACCAAAGUCAUGAUUUGUAAUUACUUAAUUUAUGGUAAUACUGGUCGCUGAUUGGCUAAGUUAACAGAUUCCUUUGACUUGAUCUUAGGAUUAUGAUGACACAACAAUAUUAGUCUAAUGAAAAAUGCUACUCUCAGCUCUCUAAAUUGAAUCUUAAUAUGAUGACACAGCAAUAUUAGCCUAAUGAAAAAUGCUGCUCCCAGCUCUCUAACAGACCUUUCUUUCAAUGACGUCAAACGCGAAAAAAACACCCGAUGUGAUGUCCCAGAAGACAAUCUUUAGUGACAAUUCGCAAUACAAAUGAUGUUUUUAUGAAAUUUAUUGGCUCGCCAACAACUCGCCUGUGAGGUUUUCCGCGUUUGAUGUCAUUAGAGUGCUUAGUCAUCACCCCAACAAUUACUACCUAAGCAAAUAUUACCAGUUAUUCAUUUGUUCUAAAUCUAUUAUAGGGAUUAGAAGCUUCAGUAUUUUGUUGACGUUAUAAGGCCUGAGAAUUGUAUCGCUAAAAAUCGUUUACUUUUUGGUAAAGAAACAUACGAACGACGAUGGACAGUCGUGUUGAUGAGACUGUUCAUAUGAUAUUCUUGUGUAAGUUUGUUAACAGCUCGUCCUCGGCUAACAAAAGGUACAAGGCACAAUUAUUAAAAGAUAUAAUAAUUGCUAUCUGUGCUAUGCUAAACAGCAAUGGUGGAAAAGUUGUGUUAUAUAACAAGUGCACAUGCCAGUUAUCCGGGAUUUCUUUGUUGAUUCGAGUUCUGGAACAGUCUCUGAUAUCUAUUAUUGGAUCAAACCAAACCAUCUCCAAAAUAAAUUUCAAAGAAGAUAUAGAAUGUAUGGUCAUUUUAGUCAAAAAGGCUGAUUACUUAGUGACAACUAAUUAUAAUAUUUAUUUGCCAAGUCAAUCACAAGUUGUACAAAUAUCUCCUUGGGAGCCACUGGAAAAAAUCAAGGACGAUAUCAUCAACAGAAGAGUCGUUCCAGAACCAGUCCAACUUGAUUCACAUUGUCGAAUAUUUCUUAAAGGUAAAAAUUGUGAUUUUCAUGAGAACAAAAUGGUUAUGUUUAAAAAUCUAAAAGCAGAUCAAUCAAAACGUACCAAACUAGCAGAUCGUAUGACUGGUAAAGGUAAUAAGUUCAGUUGCUAUGUGUCUGCUUUCGCCAACUAUAACGGAGGUCACAUGUACUUUGGUAUCAGAGACGAUGGGGUUGUUGAAGGCGAGGUGAUCCCAAACGAAGAUAUCAGUGAAAUAAUAAAGAAAGUUGAGAAAGCCAUCAACAAGAUGAUGUGGCCUGAGCAGAUUGGUCAACCAAAACGAGGGGAACACUGGGAAAUAUUCUUCGAGCCAGUGGUAGAUGAAAACUCCAAUGUUAUCCCAUCAACCUUUGUGAUCGUGAUCUAUAUUGCUCCUUGUCUGGGUGGUGUGUUCACUGAGGAACCAGAAUGUUAUGAAAUGGUAGAGGGCAAAAUUGAGAAGAUGUCGUUUGUUACUUGGAAGAAGAGAGAAUUGCAACUUGAUGGUGUAGAUAUUCCUGCGGCAGUACAACGGAUUGAGUGGAGCUCAUCUGCGACAGAACGUCACUGCACUAAGGCUCGUGAAGUUUUAAUGAUGGCCAUUAAUAAUGGCAAAUGGGAAAUAUUUUCAAAAUAUGCAAAGCCAUUUGAAGAUAAAUUUCCUGAAGUUGAGGUGAAGCUAAUGGUUUUAUCAAGAAGAGUGGUAGCGAGUUACCGGCAAGGUCGUCUUUACAAAGCACGUCUCCUGUUUGAUGAUUAUGAAAAACUUUUAUCGAAAGCAAACGAUCUCUUCAUUUUCGAAGUGAUUUAUUUGUGUUUGAAAGCAGCUUUAAAGGGUGCGGAAAAAAAAUUCGAAGCUGUUAGGGAAUUAUUGGAAAGUGCUUUGUUAAAGGGGAACCAAUUAACACCAGGGAUUGUUACAGCAGUGACAUUAUCAUGUGCGGCAAUGUAUCAAAACUCUGGACUAAAUGAGGAUGGUCCAUCGUCUGCUGAACUUUCUAGGAAGGUACUUGAACAUUUGAAGUAUGCACCAAGGUCUCAAGAACAAGUAGAUAUGGAACAUAAGGCGUACAUCUUUUUGGCAACAUUUCAUCUUGGAUAUGAUAUGUCAGGAAAGAUAAUCAAGAAGCAUGUGAAUCAAUCAAGUCUGGAAACAGCGAAGUCUAGCCUAAUGGCGUUAAAUAAGUCGGUAUGUAGUGGGUAUUCGCUCAGUCGAUACCGUGAAGUUCAGUUCAAUUUGGUAAAGUCGACCCUUUAUUAUCGGUAUGCCCAAGUUAAUCCAGAAAAAAACGAAGUAUUCCUAGAAGAAGCGUUUCAAUUCUCUAAGAAAGCUCAACAUCUUGCCAGAGCUUCUAACUUUGGUGAAAUGGUUACAUGGGCCAAUGUUAGUGUAGCUUUAUAUACUGAAAAAUUAGUCCUUGCAAGCUUGGGGAAAAUGGAUAGGGUAACGAAGAUAUAUGUACCGGUAAGUAAAAAGUAAGUGUUUGCCUGAUUGCAUAUGUUUUCUACGAGCAGAAAAGAGUAUACAUGCCUUCUGGUACCGACCAAUCUUGACAAUCAUAAAAUUGUUGACCUUUAAUUCGUUUUUAUUGAUAAAAAAGUUAAACUUAAAUUCAUUUUUUAAAAAUUGAAAGAUUAUAUUUCCUAAAAAUAUCUGCUGUUUAAUUCCUUUGCACACCACAGUUUAAUCCAGAUAAUUUUAUGCUCAUUGCAUGUUUGCAUGGCGGUAAAAUAUUUAUUUUCAUUUGUAGAAACACCACGUAUAUUUUUAAUAAUUGCAAGACUUUCCAUUUGUAAGGUCGGAUCUUGGUCAGUGCUGAUGUAGUAGCAGCCUAGAACCUAGGCCUUCACUCGACUACCUUUGGCAGGUUUGGUUAAUGUUGAACGACUAUAGCAUUAAUUUGGCAAGAAUGACAUCACAGGCAGUCCAGUCUUCGGAUGUAAAAAAACGAAUUACAAGGAUAAUGUGAAAGAAUUCCCCAUUCCAAAAUUCCGCCAGAUACCCUGGAUAUUUGAAAUGACGUGAAGAUCCUUGUUACGGAUCGAAAGCUUCUCAAUAAUGAAUAUACGUGGUGUUUCCACGAACCAAAAUAAAUAUUCUAGAUAAUUAAGCCAAAAUUGUCCUUGUUUAAGCGUUUGUAUUAUAGUUUGAAAUGAAAACAAACGGAAUGGGUUAGAAUAAAUAACAUAAUUAGAAAUAUCACAAUAGUUGUAAUUGUAGUAGUUUAUAGGUGGGUUUCAAACAAUCCCACGAGACUUUAACACAAGGAUAAUGGAGGUUCAAGAUUCAAAUGAGCACUGAACUCUCUGAAACUCUCAAAGUGACUGCAUGUGUCUAUAAUAACAUGGUCCUUCCAAAAGUAAAAACAGAACCUGUGUGGAAAUGUUCUUUAGCGUUCGCUGGACCAAGAAUUAACAAUCUUCUGAAUAUGAAAACUCAACAUUAACGUCUAAAAUUACUUGAAAUAGUGUUGACAUUUGCGAUUCUUAAUUAUAAGUGUUAAUUAGAUGAAUCACUAUUAGGGAUGGGCCAUUUGAAAAGGAAGGGGGCGGGGUAAGAACCGAAAAAUCCAUACAAGCAAAAUAUUUAAAAACAUACUACUCCGUGCCCCCCUUCACUUCUCCAAUGGUGCGUCCCUCACAUUAAAGGACUUGUUUUAAUGACUUUUGUGAAGCAAUGUCAGAUUCUUGGUUGAUAACAAUAAAAAUGUACUAUUGAACGAGCUAACCUCAUGUGUAAUAUCAAUAGUGUGUAAUACACACUUCCGAAAAGUACUCAGCCUUCUCUAUGCUUCGUUGUCGUGAGUUUACUACUCAUGUUACUCAUCAGGUAUAUUUGUCUCCCUCUAGUUUGAUCAAUAACCACUACCCUUAGAUACCAGUUUAUAAUAUCGGUCCAGCCUAGUUCCGGGCCUUCCCGCCCCUCCCCAAAAGCCUGAGCCUCCCUCAACCUGCAAACAUUGUCAAAAUACCACCCUAAAAUAGUAAGGCGGAAGCGAACAGGCGAGGAACCAGGAAACAUAAUAAAAAUCAACCUCGUACCGAGGGUCUUUCCUAUUGGGGAGAAAAGACCCAGGUAGACGCUGGUCACGUGAUCUGCUAUAAUCUAGCAGAUUUCUAAAAAACUAUCUUGGAUUCCUUUACGACAAUCAUACAAAAUGCAAAUUAUAAAUUUAAACUAUAAAAAUCACCCAAAUACAAAAUGUUUAUUAACCUCAUCUUGGAUUGCUAAUUAAAAUGAUAAAAAUCUGCUAGAUUUUAGCAGAUCACAUGACCAGCGUCUACCAGGGUCUUUUCUCCCCCAAAAGGAAAGACCCUGGAUAUGAGAUUGAAUUAAAGUUAGAAACCACUCAAUAAAAGGAUGACGAUUUGAAUGAUUAAUAUUUGCCUGUCUUUUGUUUGUCUGAGCUAAAUCCCCUUGUUAUAGAUACAGUACCCCAACGGCAUCACAGAUACUUAAAUUCAAAACAUAUAGUUACGAGAUUCGCUAUUUUCGGCUUUUUUUCAGCUCCACUUUUGAUUGGUUAACGUUUCCAUGCAUCUUUAAUUGAGGCUGUUUUCCACUUCAACCGUAUCAUAUCGUAACGUAUCGUAGGAUUUUCUUUUGUGUCAAAGUGAUUAUUUCCACCCUAAUACUCAGGGAACAAAGAAAUAUAUGCUUUGAUACGAUAGCGUUAAAGUGGAAAACGGCCUGUCAUAACUUUCAUAUUGGCGGAGAUACCUCUCCAGCGUGUUUUGAAGGGAAGUGGAAGUAGAGAAGUUGGGAACAUUUAUCCCAUAUGGAUAAAAAUACCUAAAUUUUACAUUGUCAUGAGAAACAAAAGUCUUUGUAAUAAA